AUGGCGGACCUCUCGCUGCUCCAGGAGGACCUGCAGGAGGACGCGGACGGAUGUGAGUGCGCCCGCCUCGCUGUCGCGGCUCCGGCGGCCCGCGGGGAGCGGCCGGGAAGGAAGGGAGGGCGGCGGCGGCCUGGGCCGGGCCGGCAGAGAUGGGGCUCGGCGAGGCGUGGCCCUGGGCCGGUCGGGGCCGCGAGCUGGAGGGAGCAUUGCGCUUCGGGGAGGGAACGGCUCGCCCGGGUGGACGGGCGACAAGAGAUGCCCUGUCUGACGCCCGAGGCCGGGCUCUGCCGCGUCUCCCACUCUCGCAUCACCCCCUCCGGGCGGCUGUGGGCUCGGGGGCCGCUCGGCGUCUGUUUCGGGAGGAGAAAGUGGCAGGGCCGAAAUGUGAAAUGGUCAUUUGGGGUGUGCUUGUUCCCGGUGGGGGCCCUCCGCGGACCCCCACCCCUGCCUCCCCCCAGGAAGGAAGAGGCUGGGAGAAGGAAGGUGUGUUUUCUUACAGUUGCUCGCUCGUAUCACUCGGUGGCCAGCUUUGGUGUGGAUGACUACAGCUCAGAGUCUGAUGUGAUUAUUAUACCUUCAGCCCUGGACUUUGUCUCACAAGAUGAAAUGUUGACGCCACUGGGGAGAUUGGACAAGUAUGCUGCAAGUGAGAACGUAUUUAACAGACAAAUGGUGGCCCGGAGUUUGCUGGACACGUUGAGGGAAGUCUGCGAUGAUGAAAGAGAUUGCAUUGCUGUUUUGGAAAGAAUUAGCAGAUUAGCUGACGAUUCAGAACCAACCGUGAGAGCAGAGCUGAUGGAACAGGUGCCUCAUAUUGCAUUGUUUUGUCAAGAAAACCGGCCUUCAAUCCCGUAUGCUUUUUCCAAAUACUUACUACCUAUUGUGGUUAGAUAUCUCGCAGAUCAGAAUAAUCAGGUAAGAAAAACAAGUCAGGCAGCUUUGCUGGCUCUGCUGGAGCAGGAGUUAAUUGAGCGAUUUGAUGUGGAGACCAAAGUGUGCCCCGUCCUCAUAGAGCUAACUGCCCCAGAUAGCAACGAUGAUGUGAAAACAGAAGCUGUGGCUAUAAUGUGCAAAAUGGCUCCCAUGGUUGGGAAGGACAUUACAGAGCGUCUUAUCCUCCCUAGGUUUUGUGAGAUGUGCUGUGAUUGCAGAAUGUUUCAUGUUCGAAAGGUCUGUGCCGCCAAUUUUGGAGAUAUUUGCAGUGUAGUUGGCCAGCAAGCUACUGAGGAGAUGUUGCUGCCCAGGUUUUUCCAGCUUUGUUCUGAUAACGUGUGGGGAGUCCGGAAGGCUUGUGCUGAAUGUUUCAUGGCCGUUUCCUGUGCGACAUGUCAAGAAAUCCGACGGACUAAAUUGUCAGCACUGUUUAUUAAUUUGAUCAGUGAUCCUUCACGUUGGGUUCGCCAAGCGGCUUUUCAGUCUCUGGGACCUUUCAUAUCUACUUUUGCUAAUCCGUCUAGCUCAGGCCAGUAUUUUAAAGAAGAAAGCAAAAGCUCAGAAGAUCCGUCAGUAGAAGACAAAAAUAGGAUCAGAGAUCAAGAAGUCCCAGAGGAUGUACAGAUCAGGCCAGAGGAUGUUUCUUCAGAUCCCAGUGUUAGUAAUUCCAGUGUCAAACUGGAAAACAUGGUGGAAGAUCAUGCUGAAACAUCUAGGAAAUCUCCAGGUGAAAUAAGUGUCCCAGUGGACAGCUCUUUACUUUGUACUUUGUCCUCAGAAUCUCAUCAGGAAGCCCCUAGUAAUGAGAAUGAUAAAAAGCCAGCUAACUGCAAAUCUGCAUUACGGCCAGAGGGUGGCGCCAGUUCACCAGAUUCAGCUCUCUUAGAUCAGGAAUUGUACAACUCCUUCCAUUUCUGGAGGACUCCUCUUCCUGAAAUAGAUCUAGAUAUAGAGCUUGAGCAGGGCUCUGGGAAUACUCUCAGCCCAGAGAGACCAGAAGAAACCUCUGAAGUCACCGUACCAGGUUCUUCAAAUAUCACUAUGGCCACCAGAAAGGAACUUGAAGAAAUGAUAGAAAAUCUAGAGCCGCACAUUGAUGAUCCAGAUGUUAAAGCGCAAGUGGACGUGCUGUCCGCCGCGCUGCGUGCUUCCAGGCUGGACGCUCACGAGGAGGCCAGCGAUGCAGAAAAGAGAAGUGAUGUGCAAGAUGAGCUGGGUGUAAACGAGCUACCAAACUGUAAAAUAAAUCACGACGCCUCCGUGCCUUUAAUCAGCGAUGCUGUUGAGAAUAUGGACUCUGCCCUUCGCUAUAUUCAUAAUGACUCGGACUUGAGCACCAACAGUAGUUUUAGCCCUGAUGAGGAGAGGAGAUCUAAAGUACAAGAUGUUGUGCCUCAGGCUCUGUUAGAUCAGUAUUUAUCUAUGACAGACCCGUCUCGUGCACAGACCGUCGACACUGAGAUCGCUAAGCACUGUGCCUACAGCCUUCCCGGCGUGGCCCUGACCCUGGGCAGGCAGAACUGGCACUGCCUGAGAGAGACCUACGAGACGCUCGCGUCAGACAUGCAGUGGAAGGUUCGAAGAACAUUAGCCUUCUCCAUCCACGAGCUUGCAGUUAUCCUUGGAGAUCAGCUGACAGCUGCAGAUCUGGUUCCCAUCUUCAAUGGAUUUUUAAAAGACCUCGAUGAAGUCAGGAUAGGUGUUCUUAAACAUUUGCAUGAUUUUCUGAAGCUUCUUCAUAUUGACAAAAGAAGAGAGUAUCUUUAUCAACUUCAGGAGUUUUUGGUGACAGAUAAUAGUAGAAAUUGGCGCUUUCGAGCUGAACUGGCUGAACAGCUGAUUUUACUUCUAGAAUUAUAUAGUCCCAGAGAUGUUUAUGACUAUUUACGUCCCAUUGCUCUGAAUCUAUGUGCAGAUAAAGUUUCUUCUGUUCGUUGGAUUUCCUACAAGUUGGUCAGUGAAAUGGUGAAGAAGCUGCACAUGGCGACACCCCCCACGUUUGGAGUGGACCUCAUCAAUGAGCUUGUAGAAAACUUUGGUAGAUGUCCCAAGUGGUCUGGUCGGCAAGCCUUUGUCUUUGUCUGCCAGACUGUCAUUGAGGACGAUUGCCUUCCCAUGGACCAGUUCGCCGUGCAUCUGAUGCCACAUCUGCUAACCUUGGCGAAUGAUAGGGUUCCAAACGUUCGAGUGCUGCUCGCAAAGACAUUAAGACAAACUCUACUAGAGAAAGAAUAUUUCUUGACCUCUGCCGGCUGUCACCAGGAAGCCGUGGAACAGACCAUCGUGGCUCUUCAGAUGGAUCGGGACAGUGACGUCAAGUAUUUUGCAAGCAUCCACCCUGCUAGUACCAAAAUUUCUGAUGAUGCCAUGAGCACAGCUUCCUCAACCUACUAGAAAGCUGGGACCUCGUUGUCCUCCUUCCUCGGGGGCCAAGGGCUGACAAGUGCUCCACGCGUGUGAUCUGGGACAGCCUCUGGGAGGAGGAGAGACCUUCCUCUCUCGCAGACUCAAUUGCAGGUGCAAGUUGCCUACACUGAUACCAGGGAUUUUAAGAGUCAAGAGAAAGUACAGUAAACACUAUUAUCUUA
Messenger RNA from Odobenus rosmarus divergens (Pacific walrus), 3521 nucleotides. RefSeq names its product protein phosphatase 4, regulatory subunit 1 (gene PPP4R1). NCBI's taxonomy places the organism in Eukaryota, Metazoa, Chordata, Mammalia, Carnivora, Odobenidae. Gene Ontology annotation, molecular function: protein binding; protein phosphatase regulator activity. The record is from RefSeq and is a predicted model, not a curated record. Gene Ontology annotation, biological process: protein dephosphorylation. Bases 1 to 3327 code for a protein of 1108 amino acids. The transcript has 20 exons.